Molecule: messenger RNA, 2457 nt
Organism: Plasmodium adleri (nom. inval.)
Lineage: Eukaryota; Apicomplexa; Aconoidasida; Haemosporida; Plasmodiidae
Product: dynein intermediate chain 2, ciliary
Exons: 8
Coding region: 1-2457 (818 amino acids)
Biological process (GO): outer dynein arm assembly; cilium movement
Cellular component (GO): outer dynein arm
Molecular function (GO): dynein light chain binding; dynein heavy chain binding
Source: RefSeq, a predicted model, not a curated record
AUGAAAUCCAAUUUAGAAAAAAAGAAAAAAAAAAAAGUUCAAGGUACUACAGGGGAUGUGAAAGUUACAUCAACAGAAGAUGCAGAAAAGGACAAAAGGAGAGCAUCAAUAAAAAAUAAUAAAAACGAGACGUUCAGUCGAUUUUUAUUUCCAAAGAAUCCAAGGGCAUUUACUAACCUUAUAGAAUAUUCUUUUUCAAAUGAACAAUUUGUAACAAUAGAAAAUAUUGACCACACCGUUUUUCAUCUAGAUAUAAAAUCCUGUUUAGUAUUGAAGGAUAGUAACGAAGGAAAGAACCAAAUCGAAUUAAUAAAAAAAAAAAUUGAAAAAGCAAAUGCUUUUACUCUUUUAAAAGAUAACGAUUAUAUUUAUCAUAAGCCAAAAAAUUGUUUUGAUUAUAUUGAUAGAUAUUCCCAAACAGUGCCAAGAUCAUUUAAAGAUGAAUGUACUAAAACUGAACCACAAGAAAUAAACGAAAUAUGUGACACAGUUUCACAGUCAAUAAUAUACGAUGCCUAUCUGCAAGAAUUUCAAAAAAUUUCAAACGGAGCAGACGGAAAUGACAAGGAAAAAUAUAAUAAUGAUAAGAAAGACAAUGAUGAUAAAAGCAAAAAGAAUAAUUCUUUAAGCAUGGGAUUACUUUCAGAUAAUGCAGCAAGCUCAUAUUCAGGAGGAUGCUCAGAUGAUGACAAGAUAAGAGGUAUUUUAUUUUCUUCUGCUUCCUCAUGUAGUAAUAGAACAGAUAUAUUUAGUGAUAAUGAUGAGUGUGAGAAUAAUAAGGAUAACUAUGAAGAUGCUAGUGAUGAAUAUAUGGAUUAUGAUGAUAAUAAUUAUGAAGAUUAUGAUGAUGAGGAUAAUAAUGAUGAUUAUAAUGAUGGUAAUAUUUAUGAUAAUGAUAAAAAUGUAGAUAUAAAUAAAAGUAGUAUAAAAAACGAAAAAGAUAAUUAUGAUAGUAAUAUGAGUGAAGAAUAUAAUAAAGAAGAAGAAUAUAAAGAUUGUUCAUUUAUCGAUGAAAAAUUAAAGAAAAAUAAAAACCAUUUAGAUAAAAUAAAUAAAAAUAACGAGAUGAGAAAAACAAAACAAAUGAGAAAAGGGGAGAAAAAAAAAAGAAUAAAAAAAGAAUCUAUUAGUGGAAAACAUGAAUUAUAUUUUAUAAAUUAUAAAGAUAUUAAUGAACAAAAACAUAAACAAUUAAAUUUUAUAUAUCAUGAUAAUAAUAUAAAAAAGAAUGAUAAAAAAAUUUUAUAUAAAAAGAAUUUUUUAAAAACAUUAAAAUUAAUGGAUAGAAUAUAUAAUAAAAAUAAUGAAGAAGAAAUAUAUUUAUCCUAUAAAAAUAAAAAUAAUAAAAAUAUUUUAACAAAAUUAUGGAUUUUUUCUUUAAAUACAUAUCAAUUAGUUGUAACUGAUAUAAAAUUUCAUCCAUUAUAUGAGGAUUUAUUUGCUAUAUCAUUUAAAAAUAAUGAUUUUAAAAUAAAUAUGGGUAUAUUAUGUUGUUUUACAUUUAAAAAUACAAAAAAUCCUGAACAUUUUCUUAAGACAAAUUUUCAUAUACAUUCCAUUGAAUGGUCUACUAUUAAUACAUCUAUAAUAAUUGUUGGUUUGUCUAAUGGAAAUAUAUGUAUAUAUGAUUUAAAAAAAAAUAAAAAAGAAUCUUUAAUUUUUGAAAGUAAUUUUAAAGAAUUAUAUAAUAGAGAUAUUAUUUCACAAAUUAUAUUUCAUCCUCAAAUCAAAAUCUUUUAUUCUGUUUCAUAUGAUGGAUAUAUAUAUCAAUGGAAAUAUAAUCAUAAAUUUACAGUUGGAGAAAAAUUAUUAACCUUAGAAAAAGAUAUUGAUGAUUAUAAUAAUACAUUAAAUAUAAUACAUACACAAUCUAUUACAUGUAUAGAUUUUAAUCCUUUUAAAAUAAAUUUAUUCCUUAUAGGAACUAAUAAAGGAAAAAUAUAUCUAUACUCAAGUACUUAUUCAGAUCAUUAUUUAAAUAUAUAUAAUGAGCAUACUAUGUCUAUCAAUUCUUUAUCUUAUAAUAAAUUUAAAAGGGACAUUUUUAUAUCUUCCUCCUAUGAUUGGACAAUAAGAAUAUGGACUCAAAAGAGGAAAACAUCCUUAAUAAUAUUUGACAUCAAAGAGUGCGUAUAUGAUGUUAAGUGGUCUCCUUCUUUAUCCACCUGCUUUUUUGUUAUAAGUUCCAAUGGAACCGGCAAAUUGCAUAUAUACGAUUUAAGCAUAGACAUAAAUAAAGAAAUAAUUUGUGAAAUUAUAACAAAAAAAAGGAAAUUAAGAAAACUGUGUGUAAAUAAAUUUAAUGAAGUUAUAUUAAUAGGAGAAGAAAAUGGUUAUAUUUAUUCAUAUAAAAUAUCUUAUUCAUUUAAUCCGGAUUAUAUGGAUUAUUUAAAAGGUAAGCGUAAUGAAUAUUUUCAAAUUGAAAUUAUGGAUUCCUUCUUAAGCAAAGUCAAAUGA